AUGGGGAAGGGUCGCGACAAGCGCAAGAAGCAUGAGGAUCCCUUGAAAGCAGUGAAGCGUGCGAGUCGCCAGGCCCAGAAACGUGCCAAAGGGAUUCACAAGGGCGACUCAGGCGACGACGAGGUGAAGGGGUUCAACAAUGAGGAGGCUCCGGAAGUUACGUUGAACCGCAUACGUAAGCAGGAGGGCAAAAUGCGCACCACGUUGGUGGAGGAAAACGUCCCCGCCCCUAGUCCGCGUGCGAAUGUUGUCUUUACUGCUCACCCUGAAAGGGAUCACGAGCUGAUGCUUUUUGGUGGAGAGUAUUGGGACGGGGAGAAAACGGUAGCGUACAAUGACCUGUACUUUUACAACAUCAAGCGCAACUUCUGGUCACGUCUCGUGACGGCGUUGAACCCGCCCCCACGCAGCAGCAGCCAGGGUGUUCUCUACAAGCACUUUCUUCUUAUUUGUGGCGGAGAAUUUGUCUCUCAGUCGCAAUCGCAAUUUCUGCACUUUAAGGACGUUUGGCGUUUUGACACCAAAAAAUUUGAAUGGGAAGAACUAAAGGGCUUGAAAGGGGGUCCGUCGUCACGCAGUGGACAUCGUAUUUGUAUCUGGCGUCGUAAUGCCGUCCUAUUUGGUGGAUUUUAUGAUAAUGCACAGGAAUGCCACUAUUUUAAUGACCUUUGGGUACUUUCGCAUUUGGACGGGCCGGGAAAGUGGACGGCUGUCAAAACCGCGCCAUAUGGUGAGUUGCCUCACCCGCGCAGUGGACAUUCAAUGGCUGUCUGGAAUGACACGCUCUUUGUCUAUGGGGGAUUCUCCAGUGAAAAGUUUAAUCGAUUUAAAAAGUCACAAGCAACCGUGCACCAUGACCUUUGGAGCUUAAAAUUACCGCAGGGUAUCGGUGCUGCAGAUAAUAACAACGCGGAGUGUGAGGUUACAUUAUGGACAAAGAUACGUUUGGGCGGUAUUCCCCCACCCAUUCGCUGUGGCGUGGGCAGUGCGUUUAAAGAUAGCAAAAUGUAUUUGUUUGGCGGUGUUGUGGACAUUGAGUCUCCAGGCGGAAAGGUUGUGUCAAGUUUUUGCAGUGAUUUAUUUGUUUUUCAUAUGGACACGAAACGCUUUUACCCAAUUGUUUUGCGCGCAAGGAGGAAGACGACUGUAUCGGAGUCGAAGGAAGGGGACCUGCAAUCGGAAUUGAAGGCUCUUCAUUUACAACAUCUGAAAGAUGCCUCCAAGUGUUCAAGUGACGAAGACAGUGACGAGGAGGACGAAGAGGAGGCGGAAAGUCAUGGGAACGUUGAGGAAGAUGACAAGGAAGAGAUGAAGGAGAGUUUUGAAGUCAAUAAAAGAGGGCAGAUAUAUCCACAUCGUCGGAUGAACGCAUCCAUGCUUGUUCUUGGGAACACUCUAUACAUUUUUGGGGGUCAGUUUGAGAGUGGCUUGCGGGAAGUCACGAUGUCGGAUCUCUUUUCAUUCAAUCUUCAUACAUGUGACACGUACCGCGUGCUUCUCUCGCAGGAUCUUUCACGUUUGGUAUGGCUUGGUAAGGAGGCAGAGGAGAGUGACGCUGGCUCAUGGGAGAGCGGCAGCACUGUUGUCAGCGCUGCAUUUGACAUGGAGUACGAUGAAGACGACGAUGAGGUUGCGGAAGGUGCUGAAGAGGCAGCGGUGGACGGCGGCGUGGACUUUUCCCGCAUUCCGCGGUCACUGGAGGAUGGCGACAACGAUGAUGAGCCACCGCAGGUUAUCCCCGCGGAGCUUGACACCGCCGUCACACCCGCACGUGACAUUGUGGACGGCAUCACCACUGUAAAGGGCAAGAAGGGCCUCAAGAUACAUAAGGAGCAGCUCCUCGCUCAGCUGGGCGGCGGAUCCGCCGUACCAACCCCGCUGAGGGAGGAGACUCCGGCGUUAUUUUUUGAACGGACGACUGCCUUUUGGGUGUCGAUUGCAACGGAGUCAUUUGCGGAUGCCGGUGGAAAUACGCGUCAGUCGGAGAAACGGAUUUAUAGGCGGGCAAUGCGGUUUGCCUUUCUCCGCUACCACGAGGCAAAGAAACUACUUGAACAACUGCGACUUGUAGAGGAACGCGAAGAGGAGGAGACGCGGUUCUUCAAGGAGCGCCGAGAACAGAAGGAAAAAGAAUGGGAAGAACACGAGAGAAAAAUUGGGGAACAGGAAGAGGAUGAUGACAAGAGUGCCUAA
Messenger RNA from Trypanosoma cruzi, 2193 nucleotides. RefSeq lists its product as uncharacterized. The coding region runs from base 1 to 2193 and encodes 730 amino acids. The record is from RefSeq and is a predicted model, not a curated record. The transcript has a single exon. Lineage: Eukaryota; Euglenozoa; Kinetoplastea; Trypanosomatida; Trypanosomatidae. Gene Ontology annotation, molecular function: protein binding.